Molecule: messenger RNA, 2401 nt
Organism: Jatropha curcas
Lineage: Eukaryota; Viridiplantae; Streptophyta; Magnoliopsida; Malpighiales; Euphorbiaceae
Product: calcium-dependent protein kinase 28
Biological process (GO): protein phosphorylation
Molecular function (GO): ATP binding; protein kinase activity; calcium ion binding
Source: RefSeq, a predicted model, not a curated record
AACAAAAAAACGAAAUAAAAAAAACCAAAAAGAAAGUCUCUUUUGACCACCACGACCACCUCCACCACCCUCUCCAUCCCCUCCCUUUCUUCUCGUCUUCCUCCUAUCUUCUUCUUCGUUUCGCCCCCCAAAAACCCCAUCAUCCUCCUUAUCUUUAUAAGUUUGAUUUUGGUAUUGACCUAUAUAUUUACAAAAAUUAUUGGCCAUUUUUGUUUUUGACAUUUUUGAUUGUAAUGAAGGUUUACCAAUAAUUGUUUCAUCAAUUCAUUCAAUGGGGGCCUGCUUCUCUACCAUCAAAGUCAAUGGUUCUAAUAGCAAUAACACCGGCAUUACGGCCAUCAUUGGCCACCACCACUUUCACCGUAAAGAAAGCUCCACGUCCACUACCACUACCGUAUCCCAGCCACCGUCAACGACAGCGAAAAAACAAUCAUCAUCAGAUAAUAAUAACAAUAAUAAUGAGACUCGUAAGAGUAAACAACAAUCACAGCAGCAGCAAAAGGUGAAAGAGAAGCAAACUUCUAGGCGACAAAGUGGGGUGAUCCCAUGUGGGAAGCGCACGGAUUUUGGGUACGCUAAGGAUUUUGAUAAGCGAUAUACGAUCGGUAAAUUGUUGGGUCAUGGUCAAUUUGGGUAUACCUAUGUUGCCACUGAUAAGGGCAAUGGAGAUUGUGUCGCGGUAAAGAAGAUUGAGAAAAAUAAGAUGAUUCUUCCUAUUGCUGUUGAGGAUGUUAAGCGAGAGGUCAGGAUAUUGCGGGAACUUACUGGCCAUGAGAAUGUUGUGCAGUUUUAUAACGCAUUUGAGGAUGAUUCUUAUGUAUAUAUAGUGAUGGAGUUAUGUGAGGGUGGUGAAUUGCUAGACCGCAUAUUGGCAAAGAAGGACAGUCGUUAUUCGGAGAAAGAUGCAGCAGUAGUUGUACGACAGAUGCUCAAAGUUGCUGCUGAGUGUCAUUUACAUGGUUUGGUACACCGAGACAUGAAACCAGAGAAUUUCCUUUUCAAAUCAGCCAAGGUGGACUCACCUUUGAAGGCCACAGAUUUUGGCUUGUCAGACUUCAUAAAACCAGGAAAGAAGUUUCAAGAUAUUGUUGGCAGUGCCUAUUAUGUAGCCCCUGAAGUCCUAAAGCGAAGGUCUGGACCUGAAUCAGAUGUCUGGAGCAUCGGUGUUAUCACUUACAUUUUGCUAUGUGGAAGGCGCCCUUUUUGGGAUAGGACUGAGGAUGGUAUAUUUAAGGAGGUCUUGAGGAAUAAACCUGACUUUCGCCGUAAACCAUGGCCAACCAUAAGCAAUAGUGCCAAAGAUUUUGUGAAGAAGUUACUGGUGAAGGAUCCUCGUGUUAGACUUACUGCUGCUCAGGCCCUAUCACAUCCAUGGGUUAGAGAAGGAGGAGAUGCAUCUGAAAUACCUAUUGACAUAUCUGUCCUGAGUAAUAUGCGACAAUUUGUGAAGUACAGUCGUCUGAAACAGUUUGCUCUAAGGGCAUUAGCUAGCACACUUGAUGAUGCAGAGCUGGCUGAUCUUCGGGAUCAAUUUGAUGCAAUUGAUGUAGAUAAAAAUGGUUCUAUCAGUCUUGAAGAGAUGAGACAGGCCCUUGCUAAAGAUCUGCCCUGGAAGAUGAAAGAUUCUCGUGUCCUUGAGAUUCUUCAAGCAAUCGACAGUAACACGGAUGGACUUGUUGAUUUCUCCGAGUUUGUUGCGGCUGCUUUACAUGUGCAUCAGCUAGAGGAACACAAUUCUGAGAAGUGGCAGUUGCGAUCACAGGCUGCUUUUCAGAAAUUUGAUCUUGAUAAAGAUGGUUAUAUAACACCAGAGGAACUAAGAAUGCACACGGGCUUAAAAGGUUCCAUUGACCCACUUCUUGAAGAGGCUGAUAUUGAUAAAGAUGGUAAGAUAAGCCUUCCAGAAUUUCGUAGGCUUCUCAGAACUGCAAGUAUUAGUUCACGAAAUGCACCAAGCCCAUCUGUUCAACGAACUUCACGAAAGGUAUAGAGCAAAAAUGGAGUUUUGAAGAUCGAGACAAGAGAGAGAGUUCCAGAAACUUCAAGAUUACAUGCAAACGUGGUACUUCUCUCCAUCACUCUACCAUUUACCUCUUUUCGGAACUAGAAAACGUUUUCAACGAUAGAAAUUAUGUUAAAGAGGAUGUAUCAUAUUAAGUGGAGAGGGGUUGGUUCUCUAUGGAGGAUGGCUCUUAGUGUGGUGGUCAUACUAUUGUACAUUCUUUACGACGCGUUGGGGACUUUCUUCGUCUAGCCCCUUCGAAUUGUAAUACUUGACGACAAAUAAAGUACGAAAGAGUAGUCUGUUGUUGAGAAAUCAGUUUGUGUGCAUUGUGUGUUCUUGGAAAUCAUAAGUUUGUACUUAUUUGUUUCGUAUAUGCAUGGUGGUUUAAGUACAAAA